Hypomesus transpacificus is the source of this 2440-nucleotide messenger RNA. It is a transcript of the gene cep89, whose product is annotated as centrosomal protein 89. Lineage: Eukaryota; Metazoa; Chordata; Actinopteri; Osmeriformes; Osmeridae. Bases 189 to 2438 code for a protein of 749 amino acids. The transcript has 19 exons. Gene Ontology annotation, cellular component: centriole; ciliary transition fiber. The record is from RefSeq and is a predicted model, not a curated record. Gene Ontology annotation, biological process: cilium assembly; chemical synaptic transmission; mitochondrion organization.
AACAGGUAGCUAGCCAGCAGUACUGGUUUACUUGACGAAUUGCAAUGAGCCAUUAAAAUAUUGCCAAACAAUUCCUUAUGUCACUUGUCUUGGGGUUAGCUAACGAUAGCUACCUUGUUAUCCAAAGUGCUUAAACGACGUUAUUGAAGCAAAGCCAAACCGAACGAAACUUCCCGAUAAAACUCAGGAUGUCAAAAUUUAGUUUCAGGAGAAGCGAGAAGAACGAAUUUAAGCACAUAGCUCAUGGUUUGAUCCCUGCCGCCACCAUUGCCCCCAGACCAGCUGUUCCCCGUACCCCUCCCCCACGCAGUCCAUGCCCCUCUCCAGACAGAGACAGAUCAGCCUUGGCAGCAGCCAUCUUGUCUUCGUCGCUGACCGGUCGGACGGUGGCCAUCCCUCCCACGCGAUCCUUUUCUAGAUCCCUCUCUGAGAGUGACUGUUCUCACUUGGAAAACAACAAUAUUUUCCAGCCUCCCGCCAGCACUGCUCUCUACACCGAAGACAGAUGGAGAGAGUCUUUGGCUGACAGGCCUCGUUUGCCCUCUCCUGAAUGCUCUGAUGAAGACUAUGAUGAAGAUGAGGAGGAAGAACAGGUCCUAGGGAGAGAGGGGCUGUCAGAUGACGAGCAUGUCUACCAGUCUCUGGACAGGCAGGGGAGGAGUCCAAGCAGAACCACGGACCAUGUUUACGCCAAGCCUUGCAAACAGGGUUUCCAGUCGGAGGGAGCUGAAGAGACGGAUGACUCUCUGGGCAUAGUGUCCCCUCUACCCCGAGAGGAAAUUGAGGUCCAAAAGGGGGCAUUCAGAACGCCUUCGCCAAAACCCGUGCGGAGGUCUUCAUCUAACAGGGCCAUGCCUUCCCCGGAUUUUACAGACGACAAAAGCACUCGGUCUCCCAAAGAGAACCAGGGUUCAUCGACAAAGAAGUCUCAAAAAAAGAGCACAGAUAGCAGGAGAGGUGAAAGUUCAGGGUCCCAAGAGGCCUACAGGGAAGUGCUGGACGUGCAGAGGGAGAUGACACGGGCCCUGACGGAGCAGAACCAGGGCCUGGCGGCAGAGCGCCGGGCCCUGGAGCAGCGCUGCAUGGAGCAGAGCCUCCAGCUGCAGAGGAGCCACGAGCGGCUGGAGCAGCUGGAGCGCCAGCUGGAGCUCAGCAAGGCCUCCGCUCAGACGGGUCCCACCGCAGGUGAGCAAGCAGAACUUCUGAGUCUGAGGCAGCAAGCCCAGGAGCUGGUGGAUGAGAACGACAGCUUGAAGAUGACCGUCCACCGGCUGAACGUGGAGCUCAGCAGAUACCAGGCCCGCUUCAGACCCCUGGGAAAGGAAGAGAGCUCCAGGGUCGGUGGUCUGCCGAUGAAAGGAUCUGCACCCCCAUGGCUGCUGGACAUGAAAUAUUUAUCACCGUUGAUGCUUGCGUACGAGGACAGGCUGAGCGAAAAAGAUGCACUUCUGCAGUCAGUCCAGGAGGAUUUGGGGAAAUUCCGUCAGAGAGUGGAGGAGGUGGUCGGCGAGAACGAGAGGGUUCAUGAAGAACUGUCGAAGACUGGAAGGAUCAGCCACAAGGAGUGGAGACAGCUUCAAGAGCAGGCCAGGCUGGUGCUGCAGGAGAACCAGGUGUUGAUAGAACAGCUGGAGGUGCAGCAUGCCAAAGCCAAGGACAGCCACAGCCGCCACCACACUGAGGUAACCAAAGUGUCGAAGCAGCUGAUGUUGCUGGAGGCUGAGAAGCAGAGGCUGGAGGCCGAGCUGGGGGAGGUCAAGGCAGAGCUGCGCACGCUGCAGGCCCAACACCUGCAGGCUCGCUCCUGCCUGGAGAACGCAGUCAGCUGGGAGGAGCACUGUGCCAUCGCUACCAAACUCAAACGCCAAUUGGAGCAGGAGGAGGGUCGGCAGCAGAGCGAGGUUGAGGAGCUCCAGGCUAGGCUGUCCAGCCUGCAGGCGGAGAAGAAGAGUCUGGCCCUGGACAAGGCUGGCCUGGCCGCAGACAUCAAGCGCAUGGAGGCUGAGCGGGAGCUCUCCAGGCACGCCAGCAGGAAAGCCCAGAGGAAGAUCGGCGUGUUGAAGCAGCACAUGGAGGCGUCUCUGGAGAAGGAACUAACUGCUCACCAGUACCUGGCCAGCAUCGUGACCCUGGCAGAGAAGACCACACUAGAGAGAGACCAGCUUAUGCACAUGGCCUCUGCGCUGGAGCAGGACAAGCAGGGGGUCCUGGCCACGGCCCUGGACGGCACACUGCGCCUCGGAAAGCUGCACGAACGAGUCAAGGUGUUCAGGAAGCAGAGCGCGGCCAGUCUGGGGGUGCUGGGUCAGAGGCUGCAGGAGCAGGAAGAGGACUUUGCGGGGAAGGCAGCCUGCUACCAGCGACAGAUCCAGCACCUGCACACGCUGCUCAGAGACAAGCAGGGGGAUCUGGACGGAGUGCUACUGCAGAAAGGGUAAAA